AUGCUAUUACUAAACUGGUCCCCAAAGAGGGGUCUCAAAUACUAUCUAGGCACAGCCUGUGAAGCCCCUAUCUUGAGCUCCUCCGACAAAGCAUCGAUCCUGGCCAUCCUCCAGGUCCUCAGCGAUCUGCUUUCUGUUGGCACAGACCGGAGGAUUCACUACAUGAUCAACAAAGGUGGCAGCGAAGCCCUUCUGCAGACUCUGGUGGACACAGCAAGAUCAGCAUCUCCUGACUAUGACAUCCUCCUGCCUCUCUUCAGGCUGAUGGCCAAAGUUGGCCUAAGAGAUAAGAAGUUUGGACAGAAGGCACUGGAAUUAGAAGCACUUGAUGUGACCUUGAUUCUGGCCAGGAAGAACCUGUCUCAUAGCCAGAACCUCCUGCACUGUCUCUGGGCACUGCGAGUGUUUGCCUCCAGUGUAACCACAGGAGCCAUGCUGGGAAUUAAUGGAGCCAUGGAACUUCUCUUCAAGGUCAUUCCUCCUUACACCCGAAAGCACACAAGGACAAUCAGGGCAGCCACUGAAGUUCUGGCAGCAUUGCUGAAAUCCAAGUCUAACAGCCGCAGGGCAGUGAACAGAGGCUAUGUCACCAGCUUACUCAGGCUGCAUCAGGACUGGCACAGCCACGACGUGACCAACACCUACGUGCUGAUCCGCCACGGGCUCCUGCUCUGUCUCAGACACAUUGUCACCCUCCGGUCUGGCAGGGAGGCCUUUCUGGCAGUCCAAGGCUUGGAAACUCUCUUCAGCAUUGCACAGACCUGCCUAGACAACAAGAGUGUGGAACCUGUCAUCUCUGUGGCACUUCAGAUCCUCAGGCAAUGCUAUCCCGAGAGUCCACUUCCCCUGCUCACAGCCAGUAGUGCCUACACCUUCUCAGCUCCUGGAAGCCCCAGCUCAGAGCCGCCACAAGCUCUAACUGAAGAAGGCUUUGAAGAUGAUGGUGAGGAGGAGAUGGACAAAGACUCCGACGUGGAGGCUGUGAAAGAAGAUGAUGACUUGGAAACGGAUAUGAACAAACUGAGUUCUAAACCUGAUCUUGACCGACCUGAGGAGGAGCUGGCACAGUAUGAUGCUCUCUGUCCUGAACUCUCCUGUAGCUUUGACGAACUAGAACCCAAAUAUGGAGAUGAUUUGAACCUCAAAGACACCCCAUGUGCCAAUCACUAUCACAUUCCAAAUGCUGCCACUCUAAGACAACAGUGCCUCAACAGGGAUCACAGCUCCUGGGGACGAGAAGGAGAAGACACAAUCCACAGUUCCAUUGUGGAUAUGGUGAAGACAAGGAAGUCCAGUAUACAGCUGUCCUCAAAACAAAGACCUAUAUCGAAUGUCAACCAAAGUAUACGACAAAAUGGCUUGGAGACAGUGUCUGUUGGACACGAUACCUCUGAUGUCCAUGCUUCCCUAGAAGAGGCUGCUUGGGACAUAGAAUCAAUUUCCUGCCCAAGGAUAACUUCCUCAUUUUCCAACUCCACUAAGCCAGAAGAAAGCAGUGAAGUGGCCGAGAAGCUUCUGCACACACAUCCCAAGCACAUACCUUUCCACGAUCCGCAUCUUUAUAUGGUGAAUGCUGUGAGGACCAGAUCAGCUGUGGGAUUUGAGACGAUGGCAUUUCCUGAUUUCUGGGGUCAUUGUCCACCUCCCACUGCUCAGCCCAUGCUGGAUCGCAAAAGGGGAGUACAGAGGAUCAAGAUACUUGAGGAUAUCCAGAGGCUCCUCCAGCCCAGGGAUGUUGUAAAUAAAGUCGUCUUCAGUUUAGAUGAGCCUGGGCCUUCACAAGGUUCUGUUUCUGACUGCUUAAGAUUCCACUCCAAGUUUGAAUCAGGAAAUCUUCGCAAAGCCAUCCAAGUGCGAGAGUUCGAGUAUGACUUGUUGGUCAACGCUGACGUAAACAGCUCCCAGCACCAGCAGUGGUUCUACUUCAAGGUGAGCGGCAUGAAGGCUGCGGUCCCUUACCGCUUCAACGUCAUCAACUGUGAGAAACCCAACAGCCAGUUCAACUAUGGGAUGCAGCCGACCCUGUACUCUGUGAAAGAGGCUCUUCUUGGCCGACCUGCCUGGAUACGGACAGGCUCUGAAAUUUGCUACUACAAAAACCACUACCGUCCAAAUGCAGCUGCUGUGGAUGGAGCAUCCGGGAAGCGCUAUUACACCCUCACCUUCACUGUCACCUUUCCCCACAAUGAGGACGCCUGCUACCUGGCCUAUCACUAUCCCUACACCUACUCCACCCUCAUGACUCACCUUCAAAUUCUGGAGAGAAGCAUUGAUCCCAGGCAAGUCUACUUCCGUCAAGCUAGUCUCUGUCAGACGCUGGGAGGGAAUCCAUGUCCGUUGGUGACUAUCACUGCCUUUCCUGAAUCUAACAGUGCCAAGCAUCUGGAGCAGUUCCGCUGUCGUCCAUAUCAGGUGAUCACAGCCCGAGUUCACCCAGGAGAAAGCAAUGGCAGCUGGGUGAUGAAGGGGACCUUGGAGUUUCUAGUCAGCAGUGACCCUGUGGCAAAGCUCUUGAGGGAAAACUUCGUGUUCAAGAUCAUCCCUAUGCUCAACCCAGAUGGUGUCAUCAACGGCAAUCACAGAUGCUCACUGAGGGGUGAGGACCUCAACAGACAGUGGCUCCUUCCCCAAGCUCAUCUCCAGCCAACCAUCUACCACGCCAAAGGUCUUCUCCACUACCUGAGCAGUAUUGGCCGGGGGCCUGUGGUCUUCUGUGACUUCCAUGGUCACUCCCAAAAGAAGAAUGUAUUCCUUUAUGGUUGCAGCAUGAAGGAAACUUUGUGGCAAGCAGGCUGCACUGUGGAUGGCCCUGCCCUCGUCGAGGAUGUCAGCUACAGGAUGCUUCCUAAAAUCCUGGACAAGCUAGCACCAGCAUUCACCAUGAACAGCUGCAGUUUUCUGGUGGAAAAAUCACGAGCCUCCACUGCCCGGGUCGUGGUGUGGAGAGAGAUGGGAGUUUCCAGAAGCUACACCAUGGAGAGCAGCUAUUGUGGCUGCAACCAGGGCCCCUAUCAGGGUCUACAGUUCGGUACCAGUGAACUGGAAGAGAUGGGAGCCAUGUUCUGCUUGGGCCUUUUCGUCUUGGAACUCAAAUCUGCAAGCUGUAGCCAUGAGCUCUUGGCACGAGCUACAACUCUGCUGAAUGCGGAUGUUCUGGACCACUACCUCCAGCGGGGCAGUAGCAGCAGCAGCAGCAACAGCAGCAGAUCCUCUGAGGUUGAUGAUGAACCAUCCUGCUUGGAAGAAAUCGACUACACUGCAGAUAGCAGCUCAGACCCAGAGCACAGCUUCGCUGAGCUGGAUCGGCAGAUACAGGAGUGUGCCUUUAACAAGGAUGAAGAAGAGGAAAAAGAGGAAGGCACAGGGUGGAGAAGAAGAUCUGUUCCCCAGUCCUAA
Chionomys nivalis (European snow vole) is the source of this 3396-nucleotide messenger RNA. It is a transcript of the gene Agbl1, whose product is annotated as AGBL carboxypeptidase 1. The record is from RefSeq and is a predicted model, not a curated record. Gene Ontology annotation, biological process: protein side chain deglutamylation; proteolysis; C-terminal protein deglutamylation. Gene Ontology annotation, molecular function: zinc ion binding; metallocarboxypeptidase activity. The transcript is spliced from 23 exons. Lineage: Eukaryota; Metazoa; Chordata; Mammalia; Rodentia; Cricetidae. Bases 1 to 3396 code for a protein of 1131 amino acids.